AUGGAGUGCUUCUCUGGAUCGGUGCGUGUGCUGGAGUGUCCUCGAGAGGUGUGCGUCCCAUCCGCUGAGGAUGGGCCGUACAUACCCCUGCACACGCAUGCUUACACCCAGAGUAGCAUACGGGCACACACAGGCAUACCAUCACAUACGGACGCACAAGUACAAACCCCGCCUGACAGGCUGUGCGAGCCAUUGGAUAUAGCCGAGGGUCAACAGAAGCACAAGCGAACAUGUGUUGGUGUUGCGAGAGAGACUGUCGGUAGGAUGUUUGAGCUGUUGCUGUUUCACACACACGUCUCCGAUCACACACGCACAGACCCGCACUCGAAAACCGCAUACGAACACACACAGACACGCACACACACCCACGAACACACAGACACACACGCGUAUGAGCCCACAGGCACACACACUCAUAAGCGCACAAGCAACCACGACCGUGAGGAGAAGGGCGAAGCAGGCGGCAACGCAGAUAGCGCUGUCAGAGAGAACGUUGGAGGUGUACACGCGUACGUUAUGACUACGUCGGGAACUACGGGUGCGCCAACGACAGUGGCAGUGCCGCACAGAGCGAUAGUGACUAACUUGGACGAGGUAGGUGACUGUGUACAAGAUGGGCUGCAAGCACGCGGCACGCGGAGUUUUGUAGUCUUGCAG
Messenger RNA from Sphaeroforma arctica JP610, 657 nucleotides. RefSeq lists its product as hypothetical. NCBI's taxonomy places the organism in Eukaryota, Ichthyosporea, Ichthyophonida. The record is from RefSeq and is a predicted model, not a curated record. The transcript has a single exon. The annotation marks the transcript as partial.